CCUUCGAGUUGCCAAGUAGCGCUCUUGUUGUAUAAAAUGCCAACCCAGAUGCAGUUGAGCUGUGACUCUGUGACUGUGACUCUGCUGUUCCCUCUGCUCCACUCCUCAGUCCCAACUUAAAAAAACUCAACACAAAAAGCAUAUAAUGCUACUGAAAUAUCAGCAUCUCUCAGCUUAGUCUCGUCUCAUUAACUCCUAAUUCCUCUGCUUCUCUUCCAAUGGGAACUAACUCAGUUCCCAAGCAGCUCCGUUUCUGCUGCUGCUUCUUCUUCUUCUUCUUUUUGCUGGCUGUUUCAGAGGGCACAGUGACAUACGACAGGAAGGCCAUUCUCAUCAAUGGGCAGAGGAGACUUCUCAUGUCUGGCUCCAUUCACUACCCCAGAAGCACCCCUGAAAUGUGGGAAGAUCUCAUUCAGAAGGCUAAAGAUGGAGGCCUGGAUUGCAUUGACACUUAUGUCUUCUGGAAUGGACACGAGCCUUCUCCUGGCAAUUAUAAUUUUGAGGGAAGAUACGACUUGGUAAGGUUCAUUAAGACGAUUCAGAAAGCAGGUCUCUAUGUUCAUCUUCGCAUUGGACCUUACGUUUGUGCUGAAUGGAACUUUGGGGGAUUUCCAGUUUGGUUGAAGUAUGUUGAUGGCAUAAGCUUUAGAACCGACAACCAGCCUUUCAAGGCUGCUAUGCAAGGUUUCACAGAGAAGAUUGUUCAGAUGAUGAAGAAUGAGAAGCUGUUUGCUUCACAAGGCGGGCCAAUCAUCCUUUCUCAGAUUGAGAAUGAGUAUGGACCAGAUAUAAAGGCUUAUGGUGCAGCUGGUCAAGCUUACAUGAACUGGGCUGCUAAAAUGGCUGUUGGAUUAGACACUGGAGUUCCAUGGGUUAUGUGCAAGGAAGAUGAUGCUCCUGAUCCUGUGAUAAAUGCAUGUAAUGGCUUCUACUGUGAUGAUCUAACUCCCAACAAGCCUUACAAGCCUGCACUAUGGACUGAGGCUUGGACUGGCUGGUUUACUGAGUUUGGAGGUCCGAAUCACCAAAGACCAGUUGAAGAUCUGGCAUUUGGAGUUGCUCGGUUCAUCCAAAAGGGAGGCACAUUUAUUAACUACUACAUGUAUCAUGGAGGCACGAAUUUCGGGCGAUCUGCUGGUGGCCCGUUCAUCACAACAAGUUAUGACUAUGAUGCUCCAAUUGAUGAGUAUGGCCUGAUCAAGGAACCAAAAUACAGCCAUCUAAAAGAGCUUCACAAAGCUAUCAAACUGUGUGAAAUUGCAAUUUUGUCCUCUGAUCCAACAGUUACUUCGUUAGCAACUUAUCAACAGGCUCAUGUGUUCUCAGGCCAGGGGAAAUGUGCAGCCUUUCUUGCUAACUACCAUAUGAAGUCUCCUGCUAAGGUGACUUACAACGGUCUGCACUAUGACUUGCCUCCUUGGUCCAUCAGCAUCCUUCCUGAUUGCAGAAAUGUAGUCUUCAACACUGCCACGGUUGGAGUUAAGACACCAAAUGUGCAGAUGUUGCCAACCGGUACUAGAUUGAUGUCGUGGGAGACUUACGAGGAAGAUAUCAAUUCUGUUGAGGAUAGCUCGAGGAUGACGGCUCGUGGGCUCUUGGAGCAGAUCAAUGUCACUAGAGAUACUAGUGACUACCUGUGGUACAUGACCAGCGUCCACAUUGGACCAUCAGAAUCAUUUCUCCACGGUGGACCUAAGCCAAGUCUCAGUGUACAAUCUGCAGGCCAUGCUCUCCAUGUUUUUAUCAAUGGACAUUAUUCUGGAUCAGCCUUUGGGACUAGAGAAAACAGAAAGUUGACCUUCACAGGACCAGUCAACUUACACCAUGGAACAAACAGAAUUGCACUGCUCAGUGUAGCUGUCGGCUUACCGAAUGUUGGACCCCGAUUCGAGACGUGGAACACUGGAGUUGAAGGCCCCGUUAUGUUACACGGCCUGAACAAAGGCGAUCGAGACCUGACGUGGCACAAGUGGUCCUACCAGGUCGGCCUACGUGGCGAGUCGCUGAACUUGGUCUCGCCAACUGGAGUCUCCUCGGUGGACUGGCUUCAAGGCGCCCUAGCCUCGAAAGGACGAAGUCAGCAGCAGGCUCUGAAGUGGCACAAGGCUUACUUCAAUGCACCGGGAGGAAAUGAGCCACUAGCUCUCGACCUGCGAAGCAUGGGGAAAGGCCAGGCCUGGAUCAAUGGCCAGAGCAUUGGGAGGUACUGGAUGGCUUACGCGAAAGGCGAGUGCAAUGGUUGUAGCUAUGCUGGCACGUAUCGCCCCGUAAGGUGCCAGCUCGGAUGUGGGGAGCCAACUCAGCAGUGGUACCACGUCCCGAGGGCUUGGCUGAAGCCUAGAGGGAACUUGUUGGUUGUGUUCGAGGAGCUUGGUGGCGAUGCAUCGAAGAUCGCUCUCGUUAAGAGGACUCUGAACUAAAUAAAGGUGACUACACUAAAUUAAGGAACUGAUAACUACCGAGGAGGAGAUGGAGAUCCCAUAUCUUAAGAAGUGUAAUUAGGUAUUAUUUAUACACUUUGGCGGUCUACGUUGUAAGAAGAAGAAGAAGAAGAAGAAGAAUAAGGGGCAGAGGUUUACAGGGCAAUGGAGUUUCAUUCAGUUGCAGUGUUAUAAGGAAAUGUUUCAUUAGUUGUUCGAUAUCUUGAAGUGUGUUCUGUAUAGUGGCGGCUUUAAAUUGGCUGCAUUUCCUUGCGGUGUUCUAUGAAAGUGCCAUGGAAAAUGAGCAGUUGGGAUUCUAACUCCAAUAGUUACUGGAAACCAUCUGUGAGGUUCGAUCGGUCGAUCAACCUCAGACAUUGCAAAUGAAGUAUGAACUAUACAACCAAAACCGAAACUGGGAGAAAAUCGCAUACAUCUGCAUAUACGAAAAAUUGAGCAAGAAUCAUAGGCACUCCAUUUCUACCGUCUUGGUUUUGUAAUGAUGCCCACGUAAUUAUUGAGAAGGUGCCGGCUAGUGA
Linum tenue is the source of this 2959-nucleotide messenger RNA. The record is from the annotation of a GenBank genome assembly. Lineage: Eukaryota; Viridiplantae; Streptophyta; Magnoliopsida; Malpighiales; Linaceae.